Geodia barretti is the source of this 236-nucleotide messenger RNA. NCBI's taxonomy places the organism in Eukaryota, Metazoa, Porifera, Demospongiae, Tetractinellida, Geodiidae. The record is from the annotation of a GenBank genome assembly.
GACCUCUGAACUUUCAGUGAGGGAGCAACAGAAUGUCUCAGCAGCGGACGGGGAAGAUUCCGGUGACGUCGUCGCGGGAGGACACGCUCUCAGAGAGCCAGUGGUCGAUGGAGUUCGACAACUACGAGGAGGGCGGGACAGCCAUUACUACUGAUCUGUCUCAGAACGAUAGAGCUGUUCACAUCGACUUCUUCAACAGUUUUGAGGACAUCUUUGACGAUGAUGCACUUGACUAG